UGAUACGUGAGCAGAUAAUUACCCCGAGUCGCAUUAUUGAAUAGACGAAAGCUCCGCCUUGAUACCGAAACGCGAACCGCCUCCCGUUGACAGGUUAGGUGAAUAAUGUUAAAGAGUCGAGAUAGUGAUGGAAGUAUAGGUACCUACAUGAUGAUAACAUCAAGCUGUAUCGAACAUGAAUCAUGCACUCCCAUUCAGUCAAGGGUAACCCAGCUGUUUCCCGAUUUGUCAUACGUGGUGAAUUGUGCCUUGUCGUCUAUGAUAUCCCUGCAGUUUCGUUUAUCCAAGACUUCUACAACCCACGAUAUUCUGGUUACGUACCUCAACCCGAUAAAUAGAGUAUGCACAGCCACUCUACGCUUCGAGCUGCCUACCCAUCUACCAAGACGCUUGUCUAGAAAGACGGUGUCGAAUCAGCUGUUGAAUCAACGUACUUGUCGUACUCGCUACCACCAUGAGGAGGGUGAUCGGUUGGGCAACAUGAGCAUAGUACGCAGCAAACUGCAGAUUGCUACUACAUGUACUAAUAAUUGUGUUACUGCCUGGACGCGACGGCAGCCCACAUACUGCAGGUCGGCAGGCCGGUAAGCGAAUCAGAGACCGAGGGAUGCGUGGCAGUUCACGACAGCGCGAGGUUAGACGAGGUUAAACGAGGUUACUAUUAGACGAGGUUAGAUGGAGAAAUGACGGAAAUGUUUUUUAAUCGCAGAUUGACCAAGGCA
Messenger RNA from Daldinia loculata, 722 nucleotides. RefSeq lists its product as uncharacterized. The record is from RefSeq and is a predicted model, not a curated record. The transcript is spliced from 3 exons. Lineage: Eukaryota; Fungi; Ascomycota; Sordariomycetes; Xylariales; Hypoxylaceae. The coding region runs from base 106 to 588 and encodes 160 amino acids.